This is a messenger RNA of Brugia malayi, 954 nucleotides long. RefSeq names its product DHHC zinc finger domain containing protein. The coding region runs from base 1 to 954 and encodes 317 amino acids. Gene Ontology annotation, molecular function: palmitoyltransferase activity. The transcript is spliced from 5 exons. Lineage: Eukaryota; Metazoa; Nematoda; Chromadorea; Rhabditida; Onchocercidae. The record is from RefSeq and is a predicted model, not a curated record.
AUGUUGAAAUUUCAUUUCUGGUCACGCCGCUUUGUUGCGGCAAUAUCGGCGGUACCUUCCUCAAUCAGUUUACAUUAUAUUCGAUUUUUGAAUGCUUUCAUUCGGACUGGUUUAGGAGCAGGUUUGUACUGUCUCGUUCAUUUCUUAUUGGUAAUAAUUGUUGGAUGCGAAUAUCUCAUCCUGUUCCCAUACGAACAACAAGUACGGCCAUCAUUUCGCAUCCCCCUCUAUUAUGCUGUCGGUGCAUAUCUAAUUGUUUGCAUUCUCUUUCAUUAUCAAAAAGCUUGCUCAGUGGACCCUGGGCGACCAGAAUGUUCUAAUGCGGAACCGUUGUGCAUUUCUUGUGGAUACCAUAAACCGGAAGGAACACACCAUUGUUCACUGUGUGGUCGUUGUGUGUUGUAUAUGGAUCAUCAUUGUGUAUGGAUCAAUCAAUGUGUGGGCCUUAAUAAUCAUCGCUAUUUCUUACAAUUCGUUAUCUAUGUGUGGUUUUCGCAGUGUUUCAUACUCACUGUAAAUUAUGCGGCGUUUUGGGAACACUUCUAUUCUGUUAAUCGCUUAUCAGCUGUGCCAUAUUGUGCUCAGCAUUUAUCACUGGCGCCGUGGCGUGGUCUACUUUGUUCACUAAUACCAAAUCUUCUGAUCAGUUAUAUUUGUUUUGUUUAUGGAUUGGCAGCGCUUUUAUCCAUCAUUCUUGGAAUGUUCGCAGCAUGGAACAUGUAUUUAAUCUCAAUUGGCGAAACAUUCAUCGAUUACUUGCAACAUCGUGAUUACCGACGGAAACAGCACAGAUGGCGUUCACCAAACGAUCUCGGAUUCGUGGAGAACUGGCGUUGUUUCUUGGGACUGAAGCAGGGUCGCAGUUUCAUACGGCACAUUCUGUUGCCGUCCUCUCAUUAUCCCAUUGACAGACGUCUCAUAUGUAAAAAUGAUGUUCUCCCUUUCGUCGUAUAA